Messenger RNA from Nycticebus coucang (slow loris), 1092 nucleotides. RefSeq names its product zinc finger protein 593 (gene ZNF593). The transcript has 2 exons. The coding region runs from base 440 to 910 and encodes 156 amino acids. The record is from RefSeq and is a predicted model, not a curated record. NCBI's taxonomy places the organism in Eukaryota, Metazoa, Chordata, Mammalia, Primates, Lorisidae. Gene Ontology annotation, molecular function: zinc ion binding; nucleic acid binding.
UCAUUUAUUAAUUUAUUCAUGUCACAGACAUUUAUUAGUGCCUUCCAGAGAUCCAACCCUCCUCGCGGAUUCUAGGGUUUGAGAACUAGAAAGGGAUAAGGCCAAGAGGAUGGCGCUGAGAUAUGUUUGGGCAGAGUGGGCAGGGCAUAAGCACAGUCUCAAAGCUCCCGGGCCCCAGACCCCACCACUCCCCAGAGCAAAUCUGGCGGUCUCGCGUUCCAGUUAGCAAAGUUCGUCAGGCCCCGCCCCCACCUCCAACAUUGACGCAGACAGGCGCCUGGGGGCGCUCAAGACGCGGCCGUGCGAGUGACGUCAUCAGAGGCGGUCGAGCCCGGGCUACAGAGGCCCCGGCGUGCCGUGACGUCGUUGACUUGUCCGAAGUUUCCUCACGUGUACUUCCAGCUUUACUCCCGGCCCCUUGGUCUGGCUGUUAGGUGCCAUGGGUCGCUCUCGCCGGACUGGAGCGCACCGAACGCACUCCCUAGCCCGCCAGAUGAAGGCGAAGCGGCGGAAGCCGGACCUGGAUGAGAUUCACCGCGACCUGCGUCCUCAGGUUCCCACACGGCCCCUGUCCAACCCGGACGCUGAACCCGACCCUGACCUGCCAGGGGGCGGCCUACAUCGCUGUCUGGCCUGCGCGAGGUACUUCAUCGAUUCUGCCAACCUGAAGACCCACUUCCGAUCCAAAGACCACAAGAAAAGGUAUGAAGGAAUAAGGAGAAGAUUGAUGGAUGGGUGCUCCGCAGGCAGGCCUCGCACCUGGUCAGCUCCCAACUCCUGUUCUUCUUUCCCCCAGGUUGAAGCAGCUGAGUAUCGAGCCCUACAGUCAGGAAGAGGCAGAGAGAGCAGCGGGUAUGGGUUCCUAUGUGUCCCCCAAGAGACUUGCAGUGCCGACAGAAGUGUCCACUGAUGUCCCUGAGAUGGACACAUCUACCUGACAUGGCCCAGGGAUGCAAGGCAGAUGAGCUGCCCAUGGACAGUGAUGCAAGGACUAGGCUAGGAAAAUGUGCCAAUUUAUUUUAUCCUUUGGGUUUGGGGAGUGAAUGGCCUCUUUUGGGUGCCCUUCCCCCAAUAAAGGAACUGGACAAAGAG